Molecule: messenger RNA, 4654 nt
Organism: Catharus ustulatus (Swainson's thrush)
Lineage: Eukaryota; Metazoa; Chordata; Aves; Passeriformes; Turdidae
Gene: FSTL1
Product: follistatin like 1
Exons: 12
Coding region: 139-1137 (332 amino acids)
Biological process (GO): multicellular organism development; regulation of BMP signaling pathway; cell differentiation
Molecular function (GO): protein binding; calcium ion binding
Source: RefSeq, a predicted model, not a curated record
CCGGGCCGGGGGUGGAGCCACGGGCUGGGGGGUCGGGGUGAGGUGGAGACCUCCCCUUCCCUUCUCGAGCGAGCCGGAGCCGGGGAAGGCGCUUCCACUACUACUGCUGCCCCGCCGGUGCCGCCUGCUGCCUGCAGCAUGAUCUGGAAAACUCUCCCGCUGCUCUGCGCCCUGCUGGCCGCCGGCCGCCUGCGAGCCGAGGCUGACUGGGAAAGUCCCAAUUCUCACCAAGGGACGCUCAACAAGGGCCAGGAAGAGCCAAGGAGCAAAUCUAAGAUCUGUGCCAAUGUUUUCUGUGGAGCUGGGCGUGAGUGUGCAGUGACGGAGAAGGGAGAGCCAACCUGCCUUUGCAUUGAGAAAUGCCAUCCUCACAAGAGGCCUGUGUGCGGGAGCAAUGGCAAGACGUACUUGAACCACUGUGAGUUGCACCGUGAUGCCUGCCUCACUGGCUCUAAGAUCCAGGUGGAUUAUGAUGGCCACUGCAAAGAGAAGAAGUCUGAGAAUCCAGCUGCAAGUCCAGUUGUCUGCUACCAGUCGGACAGGGAUGAGCUUCGUCGCCGGGUCAUCCAGUGGCUGGAAGCUGAGAUUAUCCCAGAUGGGUGGUUCUCCAAGGGCAGUAACUACAGUGAAGUCCUGGACAAAUAUUUCAAGAGCUUUGAUGAUGGUGAUUCUCGCUUGGACUCCACUGAAUUCCUGAAGUUUGUGGAGCAGAAUGAGACUGCCAUCAACAUCACCACCUACAUGGACCAGGAGACCAACAAGUUGCUCAGGGGACUCUGCGUAGAUGCCCUCAUCGAGCUGUCAGAUGAAAAUGCUGAUUGGAAGCUCAGCUUCAAUGAAUUUCUCAAGUGCCUCAGCCCAUCCUUCAACCCACCAGAGAGAAAGUGUGCCCUGGAAGAUGAGACCUAUGAGGAUGGAGCAGAGGCCCAGGUGGAGUGCAACCGCUGCGUCUGUGCCUGUGGGAACUGGGUGUGCACUGCAAUGACGUGCGAGGGGAGGAAUGAGAAGGUACCUGCUCAGAUACACCAACCUGAUCAAGAUUUGACUGAGGAGGAGAUGGCCAGAUACAUUCAAGAACUGCAGAAGCAUCAGGAGACGGCUGAGAAGACCAAGAGAAUGAGCACUAAGGAGAUGUAAGGGGCCUCCACAGCGGAGGAGCCCAGGAGGAUGGGCCCAACCUGCCACCCUGUCCUCCAGUGCUGAUCUCAGUAUGCACAAGUGUCUGCUACAAUUGCCCAGUCACAGAUAUUUACAUGUAUAGCAAUGGGUUAUUAGUUUUGUAAUACACAAAGAAUGGGGCCAGGAAAGGGAAACAGAGCCCACCUGUUCAGGGAGCUUCAUUGAUGGGACCUUGGAAGGCUGGGAAGGACUUACAGCAGCCUCUGGGACCCUUCCCCAGAGCAGACAGCUACUCCUUCCAAGAACUAACAGAUUUCUUGUUCCUCUGGAUCUGGGGAAAGGAUGGAGGUUACUGCUGGAUAGAAAAGGGGGUCUUCAGUCAAUACAAUUGUCAACACCAGCCUUGGCUGCAGAAAUGCAGGCCUGGCGGUUUUGUGGUUGAACAUGUGUGCUGCAGGGCAUCUUUAUUCAAGGACCUUACCCUUUGCUUUGAGCUCCUCAAAGCUGGUCAGCCUGGUGUGACACCUGGGAGUCAUGGUGCCAUGCUGCUGGCAUGAGUCCAGCACAUUCCUCCUUGCUUUCCACCAGACUGUCCCCAGCAGCUCCUCCAGUACAACGUAGGCUCCAACACAACAUGGUUCCUUUUGACGUCAUCUCACUCUUACUCUCCCUGCCCCCUCCUUAGAGGUGCUACCGUAUUUUUUUCUUAUCACAUUCACAUACUGACUCCCCUUUUUUUUUGGGGGGGGGGGGGGGUUAUUAUUUUAUUUCAUAUGAUAGUGAUUCAGCUUUUAUAUGUUUUGUAGCUCUAGAUCUUUCAAGAAAACCCAGCGUGUGGGUUUUUUUUAUUGACAGUGCUGUAAUGCCCAUGCACAGUUUGUAUCGCACUGCGCUCAGCCACUACAAACACCGCAGGCAAAUUGUAAGCCUUGCCCUACAGGGUAUUUCCCAGAUGGGGAUAGCAGUGUCCCUCAUGGGAAGAAGAGAUAGGGCUGGAUGUAAUUAGUUUCACCAGACACAGAUUGCUACUGCAGCUCUCUAGCUCUCAGUCCCUUAGCUAGCAUUGACCAUGUGCUGAAAGUCUGUGCCUCUCUAAAUUGCUCAAAGCAGUCUAGGGACAGAGGGACCAGGCAAUCCUAUUAGUACAAUAUCUUAAAAAACUUAACUAUGUAGAAAACUGUUUAGUUAUGCUGCUGGCAUUAUCUUGGGCUUUCCAUCUUCCUCUGGGGUGAGGCAGCAGCAUUAUUAUUUCAUUCCAGGUAUGAGUUUGGAGUCAGGGCUGGAAGCCUCAUUACUGAUGCAUUUCUCAAUGUCAUUGACCACUCUCACAUUCCUUCAUGGAUCAGUUUCAUCCUACAUGUUUCUCAGAGCAUUGAUCCUAGAUGUAAAUUAAAUGCUGUUUUGUUGAUAGUCACCUCUGUAGCCUGAAGCCCAGCUGAUUUUCUUAGGCAGUUGUCAAAUGUACUUUGUGCACACCUGAACAUCCAUGUUCCCUUUCAUUUCUAUGAUGUGCUUCCCAAGCAGUUGCAUGUGCCCUAAUGGACUGCUUGUGACUUCCAUCUUUCUGUUUGUGAGCAACUUCAGCAGUUGUUGCUGUGUAUCUUGCAGUCCUUAUUGCUUACUCAAGCAAAAUUCCACUUGCAUCUGCAAAAGCUUGUCUGGUUUGAGUGAAGAUCUACCUUCCCUUUUUUGCACAGUGCUUUCCUUGGAGAGGAGGAAUGAGCUGGUACCUAGCUUGGUUCCUCCUGUGCUCUUUCCCAUGAGCCAGAUGUGUUAAAGGCUGUCAGGUCUUUGAGCUGUUUUCCUGAUGUUAAGCCAGAGGACUUCCAUUGACUCUGGUAUACUGCCACUUUCCCAAUGAGAAUUAUAAUGUACCCUCCCAUGGGGGUUUUGGCAUUAUAAAUACAGAAGGAGACUCAGGUGUUUUUUCUCAUGAGGGCUUGGAUUUGAGGAGCUGUCACCUGUGAAGGUGAGAGGAAUGAGUCCAUAUGAGCUGAGAGUAAUGUGGACAGUGCUACACUGAGACAGAGUUAUUGUGUUCUGGUGGCACUGGAAGAAGCGGUUGGUGAAACAGGAGUACCCAUUAGACAUAGGCUUGCUCCCUCCCAAGAGUAGGGGUGAAAGGGCUUCAUGUGCUGGAUCUGGAGUCUCAGGAACAUUGUUAAUAAAUGUUUUGCUGUAUUCCAGCCCUGCUCUAAAAGGUAGUUAGUGCCUCCCAGAUCACUUUCUUCCAACUUAGGUUGUUAAAGUGCCUUAGAGAAAACACAACAGCUUGACUUACAGGCUUUCCCUGGAUGGGGAUAACAUCUUGUUCAGUCAGGAGUAUCUCCAACUGUGAAAACCAGAGCACAUGCUGGAAAGGGAGGCGAAUGCAUGGCUUCAGGGCUUCUGUAGACUGCACUGUUAUGUGUUCUCUGUCCCCUCCUGCCUGCUGUGGCUGUGCAGCCAUGUGGAUAGGGGUGGCUACUGGGGCAGAUGGAGAUGUGUGCUGGCAGCUGAGGUUUACAGAGCUUGCUCUUGCACUGAAGGUGGAGGGACAGUCUGUGGUCUCUAGCAAGCUGAGCUCUCUGAGAAGCCAUACAACAGAUCCCAGGGUAGCCUCGGGCAGCAGGCUGGGAGUGCAACAACAAUGCCUCUGGAAAGGGCUGCUGCCUAUGGAGCCUCUUCCUCCUUGUGCCCCCACAAAGGGACACAGUGGAAAGCGGGGCCUGUUCUAAGGGCAGCAGUUCUUAAAGGAGAUCAAAACAUCUCAGCUCCCUGCACAGAGGAGAAGGGCAGCACAGAAUGAGCAAUGCUUAGGCUUCUGCAGGCUGGUCAGUCACUAACUCCUGCAGGGUGACCUGGCUGCUGGGGAGGAAGUGCUGAAUUUCAGUCAUUGCCCUCUGGGACAGUUGCUGUACAGACUACAAGGGGCAGGGGAAGUGUUUUGUUUUGUUUUUCCCAAAAAAACCAAAUUUAAGCAACAAACAAAAAAGUCUGACUUCUCCCUCUAUAUUCCCUCCUGUACGUGUGUGAAAUUUAUCAGUAUUCUGUAGGUUUCCUUAGUGCACUUAUUUUACUUGAUUUUGUAAUUUUUUUGAAGCAGGGGCGUUUGGAUAUUACUGCCAAAUAAAUGAAACAAAAUUUUAAAAAGAACACUUGUUUGGUUUAUUUUUCACAAGCCACACAACUUGUUUUCAAAAAAAAUCAUGUCUUUGCACAUUCAUACAUAGAUUUCAGUGUGUUGGACAAAUGUGAGAUGUGAUUGUUUCUGUUUUAUAGCUGGGGAAUCAGGUGGAAAGAAUGCAUAGGCAAGUAAAAACAGCAACUAAAGACCUUGAAAAUGUGACUGAAUGGUGAAGUAGCCUUCAAUGGUGUUGUAUGACAGGAGGAAGUGUCCUACUAUUCAUCUCCCCUGUAAGUGUAAUGCCACUGCUGUGAGUGCGUCUGUGCAGAUAACAGUCUGCCAGAAGAGAAAGCUGCCUUGCUUUGUUCCAUUUGGUGUGCUCCUUCCAAAGCUGUUUUAAAAAAACUCUUAUUAAACAACUCACAAACA